AUGGCGCCUGCAAAUCCCCUCGCCAACUGGGAAAGAGUUGGCGACAGCUUCUACCGCAAAAUCCCCGUGUAUGACGCCAUCUUUGAUGAAGACGUGGAGCUUGAGAACUACAUUGUCGCGGGCGCGCCGUAUGGAGGUGCUAUUGCCCUCUAUCGUGAUGAAAGUAAACCAUUCAGGCUUCGAGACUCGCAGAGCUCGCGGACUAGCAUUGAGAUCUAUUCCUGCUCAGGAAAGCACAUAAAUACUAUCAAUGGUGAACAAGCUGCUAUUCGAGGGCUCGGCUGGUCCGACAAAGAAGAGCUCCUGGUGGUUUUUGAGGACGGCACUGUCCGCCGGUAUUUCGGCCUGGACGGUGAAUUUACAUCCUUCUCACUGGGAAAUGGUGCUGAAGAGUAUGGCGUGAGAGCUUGCCAAUUUUGGGCUUCUGGCCUUGUGGCAUUGCUGUCCAACAAUCAGUUGAUUGCUGUGUCUAAGUUUGAUGAGCCCCGACCCAAAUUGCUUGCGCCUUGUCCCGAAGGCGAGGUAUCGUCAUGGGCGUUGAUUCCACCUGCGCACACUCUUUCGCGCUCUGUGGAGGUUUUACUCGCUGUUGAUAAGACAGUCUUUCUGGUUGACUUUACAGAAGCAGAGGACAAGGUCUUACAGGACGGCCCUUUCAAGCACGUUAGCGUCUCGCCAAGUGGCCAUCUCAUCGCGCUGUUUACUCACGAGGGAAAACUAUGGAUCGUCAGCAAUGACUUCCAGAGUAAGCUCAGUGAGUACGACUCGAAGUCCCGUGUGCCGCCUAGCUCGGUGAACUGGUGUGGCGACGAGGCGGUCAUUCUGGCCUGGGAGGAUGAAAUUCAUCUUGUUGGGUCUAACGGUACUGCAUCAAAGUAUUAUUAUGAUGGUCGAGUGCAUGUCAUUCCUGAGAUGGAUGGUGUCCGUCUUGUCACGAAUGAAACGUGUGAAUUCUUACACAAAGUCCACGCUGUGACACAAGAAAUCUUCCGAUUAGGCUCUUCAUCCCCUGCAUCGGUGCUCCUCGAUUCGGUGGACCAACUAGAAAAAAAAUCACCAAAGGCGGAUGAGAAUAUUCAGCGAAUUCGCUCAAGUCUUCCCUCGGCAGUGGACGCCUGUAUCAAGGCAGCUGGGUAUGAAUUCGAUUCUUACUGGCAGAAACGAUUACUUAAAGCCGCUUCCUUUGGAAAAUCGGUCCUUGAUCUUUACAAUAGUGACGAAUUUGUGGAAAUGACUGAAAAGCUCCGAGUCCUCUCAGCGGCCAGAGAUUAUCAAGUCGGCUUGCCCAUUUCGUAUGAACAGUACUUGCGCUUGACUCCCGAGGGCCUCAUUGAACGUCUGAUAAGCCGUCACGAGUAUCUUCUUGCGAUCCGAGUCUCCGAAUAUCUGCAGAUUCCCGCAGAUCGCAUCUAUGUCCACUGGGCCAGUCAGAAAGUUCGGGUUUCUACAGUAGACGAUGAAGCCGUGUGCAAGCUGAUUGUCCAAAGGUUGGACGGUAAGCCAGGCAUCUCUUUCGAAGUCAUUGCCCAAACAGCUUAUGACGAGGGACGGUCACAUUUGGCUACACAGUUGCUAAACCAUGAGCCACGGGCGGGGAAGCAAGUGCCACUAUUGCUGAACAUGGAAGAGGAUGAAAUGGCCCUGGACAAAGCAAUUGAGAGCGGUGACGAUGACCUUGUGAACUAUGUGCUCCUUCAUAUGAAGAGCAAGCUUCCUCUGGCUAGCUUCUUCCGUAUGAUCAACACUCGUCCUAUGGCAUCCGCUUUGGUUGAGACAGAUGCGCGAAGUCAAGACACUGAACUCCUGAAAGACCUUUACUACCAAGACGAUCGACCUGUCGAGGGAUCAAAUGUCUUACUGUUGGAGGCUUUGCAGGAAUCGGACCCGCAACGCAAGACUGAGAAGCUCCAUCUUGCCUCACGUCUACUGUCAGACUCCAAAGACCCGACGGUUGUAUUACACCAGAAGCUGGUUUCCGAGGCUUCUCAGCUGCUGAAAGCUCAAGAGGCACUCGACAAAGAUCUUGCCGACCAUCACGAAUUCCUUGGCCUCAGUUUGAACGAGACGAUUUUCCGACUUGUUCGAGCAGGCUACGGGAAACGAGCGCACAAGAUGCAGGCUGAAUUUAGGAUGCCCGAAAAGACCUACUGGUGGCUGAGGCUUAGAGCCUUAGUCGCUAAACGUGACUGGGGUGAAUUGGAAGAACUUGGCAAGACUAAGAAGUCCCCUAUCGGAUGGGAGGCGUUCUAUAACGAGGUUCUGGGCGCCGGAAACACAAAGCUUGCUUCCAUGUUCGUUCCGAAAUGCACGCAUCUGCCCGUCACGGAUCGAAUUGAAAUGUGGGUGAAAUGUGGAAUGAUCGUCAAAGCAGGCGAAGAGGCGCAAAAGGCCAAAGACAUAAACACCCUCGAACUCCUCCGGAACAAAGCGUCCGGUCCCGCAAUUACCGAGAUUGAGCGCAUGAUCAACCAGCUCAGGCCGAGAAAAUAA
Messenger RNA from Penicillium maclennaniae, 2490 nucleotides. It is a transcript of the gene vp16, whose product is annotated as tethering complex subunit VPS16. Gene Ontology annotation, molecular function: actin binding. Gene Ontology annotation, biological process: intracellular protein transport; endosomal transport; vacuole fusion, non-autophagic. Gene Ontology annotation, cellular component: HOPS complex; lysosomal membrane; endosome. The transcript is spliced from 6 exons. The record is from RefSeq and is a predicted model, not a curated record. Lineage: Eukaryota; Fungi; Ascomycota; Eurotiomycetes; Eurotiales; Aspergillaceae. Bases 1 to 2490 code for a protein of 829 amino acids.